AUGACGCCGAGCACCGGCGUCACUUCCAAACUUCUUCUCCGGCAUCCUCGGGUAGCUGCCACUCGACCUGCCACCGCCAAAUGCGCCUGCCACCGGACCUGCCACCAAUAUGUGCGCCUGCCACCGGACCUGUCACCGCCAAAUGCGCCUGCCACUUGCCCUGCCACUGCUAUGUGCACCUGCCACUCGACCUGCCAUGACUAUGUGUGCCUGCCACUUGACCUGCCACCUGUUCUGGUUAGUUACUAUGCCACUUGCUCCUGUUUGAGUGACAGGAAAAAGUACCCCUCUUUCUUCAGAACAAUCCCUAGUGAUGCCUUCCAGGUGCGGGCUAUGGUUCAGAUCUUAAAGCAUUUUGGAUGGACUUGGGUUGGUCUGCUCUACAGUGAUGACGACUAUGGUAUCCAUGCCUCUCAGUCAUUCCACCAAGAUGUGCAGCUAUUUGGAGGGUGUGUUGACUUUUCUGAAAUGCUACCUCGUGAUAAUAACCGUAGAGAUAUUCACAAUAUAUUGGCAGUGAUUCAGGCCUCUACAGCUAGAGUGGUGGUGGUGUUCUCCACAGAAGCCUACUUGUUACCAUUGAUGGAUGAGGUGGCAUUGCAAAAUGUAACAGGCAGGCAAUGGAUUGCAAGUGAAGCUUGGGCCACCUCACCGGUAUUUCACACUCAGCGUCUCUUGCCCUUUCUGGGGGGCACACUGGGUAUCGCUAUCAGGCGUGGAGAGAUCCAGGGACUUCGUGAAUUCCUGUAUUACCUUCGUCCUGACAGCAAUCCAAGAAACAAUAUGGUAAGAAUCUUCUGGGAGAAAAUGUUUGCGUGCAAUUUUGAGACCGGAGGCAGAAAGAUAGGGGUAGAGGGGGAAAGAAAGGUGUGUACAGGGCAAGAAGAUCUGAGGAGCACAGACACACCAUACACUGAUGUAUCAGAGCUGAGGGCCUCUUAUAAUGCGUAUAAAGCAGUUUUUGCCCUGGCACAUGCGCUUCAUGACCUGAUGCAGUGUGAGGAGGGGAGAGGACCAUUCAGUGGGAACAGCUGUGCUGAUAUAAUAAACCUUCAGCCCUGGCAGGUAGUUCAUUACCUACAAAAAGUGAACUUCACCACAGGUUUUGGGGAUCAUGUGUCAUUUGAUGAGAAUGGAGAUGCUCUGGCCAUCUAUGAUGUGAUGAACUGGCAGCCAAAUCCAGAUGGUGCAAUAAGGGUCAGCACAGUUGGUGUGGUGAAUGAAGGGGCUACAGAAGGGAGGGUGCUCACACUGGAUGAGGAUGCAAUGUUCUGGAACUUUGAAAACAAAAAAAUGCUGCAAGAUCACUCCUGGUGGAACAAAUAUGUUUCUCUCUCGACUACCGGCGAGGCUCACUCAUCCGAUGCCAUGAGUAUUGAACUACGAGAGCCUCCCGGGUCAGGAAAACCUUGGCUUUUCCGUCCAUCCACUAGCGAGGCUUACCUGUCCAAUGCCGUGAGUAUUGAACUCCCAAGCGGUGUGAGCCCUCCUGAUCAGGCUUCCCAAAUCACGCUGCACCUCGUCUGUCGUCUAGUGGGGCCCAUCUUCCCAGCGCUGCAAGCUGCUCCCGUUGGAGGCAGUACGGGCCCCCGGUCUGACAGCCCAAACACGCUGCUCCUCCUUUAUCGGUCGGUAGGGCUCACCAGUCUGAUGCUGCGAGCUGCUCCCGUCAAGAAGUGGUAUGAGCCCUCCUGA
Messenger RNA from Sinocyclocheilus anshuiensis, 1695 nucleotides. RefSeq names its product extracellular calcium-sensing receptor-like. The coding region runs from base 1 to 1695 and encodes 564 amino acids. Gene Ontology annotation, molecular function: G protein-coupled receptor activity. The record is from RefSeq and is a predicted model, not a curated record. Gene Ontology annotation, biological process: G protein-coupled receptor signaling pathway. Lineage: Eukaryota; Metazoa; Chordata; Actinopteri; Cypriniformes; Cyprinidae. Gene Ontology annotation, cellular component: plasma membrane. The transcript has 6 exons.